Molecule: messenger RNA, 6181 nt
Organism: Anopheles moucheti
Lineage: Eukaryota; Metazoa; Arthropoda; Insecta; Diptera; Culicidae
Gene: tim
Product: protein timeless
Exons: 14
Coding region: 679-4722 (1347 amino acids)
Biological process (GO): DNA replication checkpoint signaling; DNA repair; replication fork arrest
Cellular component (GO): replication fork protection complex
Molecular function (GO): DNA binding
Source: RefSeq, a predicted model, not a curated record
UGGUUGACGUUCUAAAACACUCUCCUGGUUGAGGCACAUCACGUUUUUCAAGCUGUGCUGCAUCGUGAGCCGUUUGGCCAGAGUGCGAUCAGAUUCCCACUGACAGUGGACGACGUAUCGGUGUGUGAAUAAUAUGCCCCUCGUCGAAGCCCCGCUUUAAGCCGACGCAACCAAUAGCGCAGGGUGUACACGGUAGAUAGUGACCGACGGCGGAGAAGAUUGUGCGCUGCUUAGCGGCGUGUAACAGACCGGACAGCAGUAAAGCGACGGAGUUCUAACGUCAUCACGUCAUCAUUGCACACACAUUCGAAGCGACUAGAUAGAGAGAGUGGUCCCCAUUGUGACUGUGGCAGAGGCAGCUAAUGAAGCAAACGAUUCCAAUGGAUAUAAAACCUCGUUUCAUUCAAUCAGAUCCUCGCUCCCAAACCUGUAAUCUUCAAACGCAAACAGAUUAUCCUUCCAAGGACACUUAAAGAAAAUCGCUCGGACAGUACAACACCACUCGCUUAGCUAUUGUAGUCGUAUUUUUUGUUCAUCCCUUAAAUCUCCCCGUGAAAUACCCUUCAAUUAACCUCGAAUCCUACCCACCAACCAUCCAUCCAUCGACCGAAUUCCCCACAGUCCGUACGGGGGAACCUAUUUGAAGGUAAUACGUUGGGAGCGAGCCUAGGUUGAAGCAUGGAAUGGCUGCUAGCGAACCCGCAGAUCAACAGCACGUUCGGUUCGCUGGGCACGUUCGAGGACGAUGUGUACCACGUCAGCGAGGACUGUCUGGUAACGCUGGAGGAGAUCAUCUGUAAGCUGGCGGUGGAGGAUGCGACCCUGCGAACAUUUCGCCGGGCGAUUGGGUUCGGACAGAACGUUAAGAACGACAUCGUACCACUGCUGGUGAAUGCGAAGGAUGUGAAGAUCAUCGACACGACGAUCCGGUUGCUGGUGAAUCUGACCGUGCCGAUCGAAUGUUUGCUACCGGUAGACCUCGUGUCAAAAUCGGAGAUCGGCCGGCACACGAUCUUCGAGCUGAACAAGCUGCUCAUCACCAGCAAGGAAGCGUUCGUCGACUGGAAGACCACCAAGGCGGUGAUCGACCACAUGAAGGGUAUACUCGAGCGGGACACGAAGCUAUCGAUCCAGCAGUGCGACAGCGUUAACAACUGUCUGCUGUUGCUGCGCAACAUCCUGCACGUGCCGGAGAUGGGCACGGGCGUGGGUACGCACGCGGGCAGCUUCCCGACCGCCGGUCAUAACACCUCCUUCCAGAACCAAAUCAUCUGGAACCUGUUCACGCAGAGCAUCGACAAGCUGCUGAUCUACCUGAUGUCCUGUACGCAGCGCGCCUACUGGGGCGUCACGAUGGCGCAGCUGGUAGCGCUGAUGUACAAGGACCAGCACAUCAGCACGCUGCAGAAGCUGCUGAAUCUCUGGUUCGAGUCGACGCUGUCGGAGAGCUCGGAGGACAACGAGAGUAACACGUCGCCGCCGAAGCAGUGCAGCGGAGACUCCAGUCCAAUGCUUACGUCCGACCCGACGUCUGACUCGUCCGACAAUGGUGAAUGUCUACGCCGGGAACGUACCGUUCCCGGGCAGCAGCCAACCGAACUGCGGCACAAGCCGCAGCACCAAACGCAGAACUUUGAACCAGCCGGACUUAUGAACGCUGUUUGCAUUUUAGGCAGUGGCAAAAUGCCAUCGUCCAUGAGCAAGGAAUGUUCGUCCGAGGCGCCGCAGGUCACGCGCAUGGUUGCCGACUACCCGACCCAGAUCAUACUCUCGCGGGCGAUCAAAUCCCACCAGAUGUACCACCAAACGCUGAAGGCGAACGCGACGGACGGGUGUAUCUUGGGCGGGACGACCUGCGGAAGCUGCUGCAAUGGUGGUGGUGGUGGUGGUGGCUGUGGCGCGAGUGGCAAACCCUCCUGCAAUGGUGCUGGCAUGCACCAUCAGCAACAGCAGCUGUGCGAUCACCAGAAGACACCAUCUGCAUGUGCUUCCGAUGGGCAGGAAGUUAGCCGAAACUUUACCAAAAAGUCCAAAGGUGGCGCCAAGCUUUUUGAGUCGUCGAGCAGCAGUGGUUCGUCGGGCAUCUUUUGCAAACAAACGGUGGCGGCCGCGGUUGCCUCGGUAAAAGAUCAAGCAAUGAAGGAGUGCAGCAAGUCCCAAAAUGGGUCACAGUCGUGUCAGCAGCAGCAGCAGCAGCAGCAACAGCAACUGCAAUCACCUCCAAAGUCGCCAACAUCCCCUUCCCAACAGCAACAGCAGUCACAGGCGCAGCAACAGCAAUCACAGCAAACGCAAAAACAGAUACAAGUGUCUCUGUCGGAGAAUUCGGACUGCGGAUACGGUACGCAGGUGGAGAAAGAGUCCAUCUCCACCUCGAGCAAUGAGGACGACAGCCCGCACCAGAAACCGAUCCACCAGAAGCCGCCCUCCAACCAGAAGCAACGUUUCAAUGCGGCCAACAAGCAGCGCAACCCUGUGUCGGUGCAGGAGAAGAAAGAGCUGCGCCGGAAGAAGUUGGUGAAGCGAGGCAAGAGCAACAUCAUCAACAUGAAGGGGCUCAUGCAUCACGUCCCAACCGACGACGAUAUAUCGCACAUCCUGAAAGAGUUUACGGUUGACUUUCUGCUGAAAGGAUACGGUUAUCUGGUGCACGAGCUGCACACGCAAUUACUGUCGGAUCUGCAAGUGCAAAUCGACACGUCACACUUUUUCUGGCUGGUUACAUACUUUCUGAAGUUUGCCACCCAGCUCGAGUUGGACCUGGAGCACAUCAACAGCGUCCUGUCGUUCGACAUCAUAAGCUACCUUACGUACGAGGGUGUGAUGCUGUGCGAACAGCUUGAGCAGCUUAGCAGAGCUACCGAAACAGACAUAAAGCCUUGUUUGCGAAGAAUUCAUUUGGUUGUAACGGCGAUAAGAGAAUUUCUGCAAGCACUUGACACGUACAAGAAGAGUACACAUCUGACAAAGGAGGACAAAGAGAAGCUUAAGCUGCUGCAGAUUCAGAUCAGCUGCACGGAGGAUUUGCGAUGCCUGUUUGUGUUGUUGCUUCGGUGCUACAACCCAAACAUUCAAAGCCGCCAGUAUCUGCAGGAUUUAAUAGUGACCAACCAUACGCUCCUGCUGCUGCUCGACGGCGUACGGGAACUGACAGCGGAUGGCGUCCCGGGCGACAUGCUGGGCCACAUCAAACAGUUCGCAACGGUGGAGAUAAUGCAUCAGUACGGUUUGCUGCUGGAAGACUUCCGCGAGAAUGGUGCAUUCGUGAACGAUUGUAUCUUCACGAUGAUGCACCACGUGGGCGGCGACUUGGGCCAGAUCAAUGUGCUGUUUCAACCGAGCAUCCUGAAAACGUACUCCCAGAUAUGGGAAACGGAGUAUGAGCUGUGUGACGAUUGGUCUGAUUUGAUUGAGUACGUCAUCCACAAGUUCAUCAACACACCGCAACCGGCACCAUUGACACUGUCGACAACUCUGCCGGACAUCAGCACGCAGCUUCUAUCGAGCAAUCUGCUCGUUACCUGGACACAGGAGGAAAAGGACUCGCUGCACUGGUACUAUGUGCAGUGCCGUCAGAGCAAGUGCGUCGUGGCCGACAUUUUGAAGCUGUUCCAGGAAAAUGGUAACCAGCAAAAGACGCGGCUCUCCAUCAUCGAGCAACUGCUCGAGCAGAACAUCAUCACGCUCAUCCAGUACGACGAUCUGAUGAAGGUGGAAAAUCCGGACUACGAGCGUAAUGUGCAGACACCGGCACUGUCGGUCGCAUCGGCCGACUCACCCAAACCGGAGGACGGUGACUCGAAGUCUUCAUCCAAGGCGGUGGACGACAUACAGGUGUUGCGCGACCGGCUCCAGAAGGAAAACCGUGGCAAACUGAUCGCCUGGCUGCAGAAGAGUUUGCUCGACUGUUGCUUCGUCAAGUUGAAUCUGCUGAGUGGCAACGUGUACGUGACGGCCGGCAUUGGUGGCAAUAUGGGUGUGGUCGUCAUGGAGCCAGUGUCGUACCAUUGCAUCUUGAAAAAGAAAUCCAUCCCAGUUGUACCAUGGAAUCAGGACCAGUUUGCGAUACUGUCCUACCAACCGUUCAUACUGCUGCUUCACAAGCUCGGCUUCCAUCUGCCAGCCGAUGCGAAGAAAAUGUUUGUGCGAAUUCCAGAAUUCUGGACGGCGGACAUCCUGUACAACAUUGCGCUCAAACUCGGUCCACUGGAUAAAUCGAUUCUAAAGUUCGAUCUCAAGUACCUCAACAAGGUGCUUUCGAUGGAGAAACAAGCUAAGGCCGACCCUUGCCCGCCGAACGAUGCUCGGUUAGAGAACUUUGGAUUAUCAAGAUUCAGCCCUCAAAUCACAACUAACUGGCUCGAUGUAGUGAUGCGCAAUAAGGCUGUGCAGAGCAAGCGUAAACUGGAUUUGCCCGGUCCGUCAAAGGUUAUCGAUACGGCCAAUGCUACCCAUCCGAGUGCAACGCUGAAGACGGGCGGCAAACCACCGGUACAGACGAAAAUGCUGCACGACCUUUCCAUCAUUGUCGAAUCGAACGAUGACGACGAUGACGAGCUGCCGGCGGAUGAGGACGAUGGGCUGGAUAGCUCCGAGGUGCCGGUACUGGAGGAACACGAUGUCGUCAGUGCCUGUGAGACCGCUUCGGUCGCGUCGGAUCUGACCCGUAUGUACGUAAGCGACGAAGACGACAAGCACGACAUUGUGCCACCGAUUUUGUAAGACAAUUCAAACACUAAAAAGCAAACCGCAACAAAUCAUCGAAGAAACUCAUCGAUGAGUCAUUAGUUAGCACCCAGUGCACACCAUUUCCCGCCAUGUUGUCUGUUUUACUGUCGGAUAUUAUUGUGAUUUUUCCGGUUGCCAAGUAACGCGGCGACGCAUCACUUGUUUCGAGGUGCAGAAAGAUUCUUUCUCUGAUCAUCCGAGUGUGUCCAAUACAACGCACGCACAGAAAAAUCAGUUGCUUCCUAGAAGCCAAUUAGCUCUCGUUCAUCCAAAGCGCCGAUCUAAUUAUCCAAUUCCAGGAAUGUCAAACCAAAGCCUUACGUAAAGAUAUCCGACAGAUAAAGAGUAGAUAUCAGAAUCCUUACCACAUAGAGCGCCUGCAAAUAGAGCUUCAAUGUUGAGUGUUUGUUCGCAAUUAGUAAGAUUAAAUGCAAUGCCCAUUGCAUUCCCCAUCAUUUGCUGAGCACACUGAGGAGAUGGGAUGGAUUGUUCCAAACCAGUGUAUUGUUUCUCUUGCUCCACUGUUGAGCAAUGAAGGAAAAAUAGAUGUAAAAAAUUCACAUUCCUACACAAGGACAUACAGAUGUACUAUCUUCAUGUUGAUCACUGUUGCUCUCGAUUGGCUGUAAAAUUUCAACGGGAAACAAAAAGGAUACUCUCACCCGCUAGGGUGCUGGGGGGGAUAGAAGGAAGAGAAUCGUCUAACGAUACACCGAAGGAAAUGAUGUUAAAGUUAAGUGUGUGUGACACAAAGUCACCCGAGCCGAGAGCUUGAAGGGAUUUAAACAGGAAGCGGAGGUUUAUACGGUUACCAACUACAUUAGGUAUAGCGUUAUUUUUAGGCAACUGCAAGCUGCGCAUACCCCUCCAAAUCUGCAUUGACGUUUUAUGUCAUAUUGUUUUCCAUUAGUUUUUUGUUUGAUUAUUGUUUCAACAUGCCGAACCUGUACGCGUCCGUGAUGAUAGCCGGCCAAGUCCGGAGGUGACAGCAUGUACGAAAGACUGCAUAGGAACCAGGGGAACCAAUUAAAGUGCUACUUGACAAAACGUUCGACACACGGUACAAAUCGUUUAUCGCUAGGCGAAGGAAAGUGUAUAGCGUGUGAUGAAGAUAGAUGAAUGAUAGAGGUAUUGUUUUGCUAAAAGUGUUCCCAAUCGAUCGCCGUUUUGCGUAGCGUAGUGGUAGCACUGGUUCGCCUACAGUAACGGCCCGGUGUAGAGUGAGAGAGGAACGCUAUGAGCGCUAAGGCUAAGGCCAUUUGAAGGAGCAUCCGCAACGGAAUCGCUUUUCAGAGGCUGUGCAUGAAACAUAGAAUCAAACAAAAAACAGGAAAGUAAAGAUAAAUCGUAAUAAGAGCUUUUACUAGUGCACGUUUGCAUCUGGCCACCGACGUGUGUGCCAAGUGCAUUGAAUAGUUUAUGUACAACAGGUUAAAAAUGAAAGAUGAAUAAA